AUGAGGAAUCGCCUCUCUUUGCCUGCGGGGCAGCCGCCGACGCCCGAGACGAGGAGCCGCCGCCGGGCCGCUCGUCCAGGUACCGAGGGGCGGGGGCCGGGAGCGGCCCUUCCCCGGCUCUCCCCGCCGCGGGCGCGUCUGACAGGCAGCGACCCCCGCCCCGCCUGCUGCCGCCGCCGGGGGUCGCGUCCCUUCGCACACGGCAUCCCCCUCUCAGGGUUGAGCCGGGGGGAAGAGACGCGGAUCGCCCACCCCUCUUUGUGUGCUCAGACCGUAGGCGCCGUUCGGUACCGGCUGCCCGCGCUCCGUGCCAUCGGCUCGAGGAGGAGCGGAGCCAUUGGGGGCGGCGGGAGGCAGAGCUCGGCGCGGGGACAUCGCGCCGGGAAACGGGGUGGGACGGAGGCGGCCGGGAUAGGCGGGGAAUGGCGCGGGGAUGCCGGGGGGGCUUCUCCUUCAUUCCUUCUCUCUGUCCGCGCUGAAGGCAGAAGCUCGUCCCGCUCCUCCGCCCCGCGCCGCCCCAGUCAUGUCCCACCCGGAGCGAUGGGGAAGCUCGAGGACAACGAGAGGGUGAUCCUCAACGUGGGGGGCACGCGGCACGAGACCUACCGCAGCACCCUGAAGACCCUGCCGGGCACCCGCCUGGCCCUGCUCGCCGCCGAGUCGCAGGGCGAGUCCCCGGGCGCCGAGGAGCCGCCGCCACCGCCGCCCCCCAACGCGGCCCCGCCGGCGGGCGGCUGCCCCGAACCCGGCAGCGGCUGCAGCCCGCGGGGCGGCGGCGGGGCCAGCGAGUUCUUCUUCGACCGUCACCCGGGGGUCUUCGCCUAUGUGCUCAACUACUACCGCACCGGCAAGCUGCACUGCCCCGCCGACGUGUGCGGGCCGCUCUUCGAGGAGGAGCUGGCCUUCUGGGGCAUCGACGAGACCGACGUGGAGCCCUGCUGCUGGAUGACCUACCGGCAGCACCGCGACGCCGAGGAAGCGCUCGACAUCUUCGAGGCGCCCGAUCUGCUGACGGGCGAGCCGCCCCCCGACGGCGACGACGACGACAUGGCGGCCAAGCGGCUGGGCAUCGAGGACGUGGCGGCGGCCGCCGAGGGCAAGGGUGGGCGCUGGAGGCGGCUGCAGCCCCGCGUCUGGGCGCUCUUCGAGGACCCCUACUCCUCCCGGGCCGCCAGGGUAAGCGCCCACCGACGGCGCUCUCGGGAGAUGGAUCGUCACCCCCGGGUGAUGGCGGUGGUGGUGCCCCGGGAGCCUCGGGGUGCUGGCAGCGUGGGGUGUCUAGGUGGAGCUCGGCCUGCGUGGGGUGGGCUGUGGAGUGGUGCCAUGGUGGGAUGCUGUGGGGUGUGACACCAGCUCCUAUGGGCUGAGCUGCACCAGCCAUCCUGGUCUCAGUGGGGACGUGGGAGUGCUACUGACUGGGGGACCACGCUGUGUGCCAGUGGGCUCUAUAGUGCCUUUUCUGGGGGCCUGCAGGGCUGUAUAUGCACCGUGUGCUCUAGCUUUCAGGGAGGUGUUGAGUUGUGUGAGGUGGUGGCUGCCCACAGCCCAUCCAGGAGGGCUCUGCUGGCAGCUCCUGCUUGGCUCUCCUGCUCCUGCCCUGAAGAGCUUAGCGGGAUCCAGGGUGGCCCUCAUGGCUCUGCAGCUGAGGGCUGUGAGGGAACACCGGUCCUCAGCGAGUUCUUGACAGAUGGGAUUUUAGAUUUUGGCUCUUUCUUCUGUGUUGGAGCACGGUGCGAGUUUCAGCCCUGACUUGUAGUUAACUGCUGUGUGUGGUGAUGGGUUUUGCUUUCUAACCCAUGGAACAGGCAAAUGGUUGUAACACCUUUGGGAGAAGUGUGCAGUGAUGCUUUGAACUCAGCUGUGGGAACAGCACCCAGCAGCGAGUCCUGCCUGCAGCACAUGAGAAAGAGCUCGUGGUUGAAAUGGGCUUAGAUUUAAAGCAGCAGGAAGCAUUUCACAGUGCUUUCACUGGGUUUCCCUGUGAAGAACCCAGACCUCAUCCUGUGUCAGCGAUCAGUACUGUCCCCAGCAGUGCCACUGGGGUCACCACACCCUGAUGGAGAAUGGGGUGUCAGGGGGUGCUGAGCUCCAGCUGGUGCCCCAAUUGUCUCUAGAGCAGGUUGCGUUCAGAAUACACAUCGGUAGUGUUUGUAUUGUUGCUCGUUAAGGACACACGCGCAGCUCACACCUUGGCUGCCUGAAUUCAGCAGAGUUCAGCUGUCGGUUCCUGACCUAACAGCAGUGUGGUGGUCCCACCGCUGCUGGGGAAGCUGCUGACAGCAGCAGAUCUGCAGCUUUUACGGCACGGAGCCUUUCACUGAACUUUGUGGAGCGCUGGCAGUGAUCAUCUAUUAGAGAAGAUAUUUAUCUUUUUAAAGUUAGGAAGGGGUUUAAAGUAAUAUAUUCUGAUUUCAGCCAUGGGCAGGCAGAGCGAGGCAGUGCCAGAGCUGCAGCUCCGAGUUCGGGUUCUGUUCAGCUCUGCCGCUCUGUGCAGUGAUUCUCCCCCCGCAGACAGGCUGCUCGGAUUGCUGCUGGCAACUUGGAAGCAUGGGGCACUUCUGUGCCUCCGGGCCAGCAUACACCUGCACCCACACCCCAGUGUGUGGUAGCUUGGGUGGUGGUACAUCCAGCUGGAAGCUGAAGUGCAAAUGUCAGUUCAGUAUUUCCCCACACCUGAGAUAGACACUUUGUUUUGUGAGUAUUCUGACAAACGCAGCGUUGUUGUGUAUCAGCUGAAAUGAUGACUAACUCUAAAAAUAUUUGGGUGAGAUCCUUACUGAGCGCAAGAAAAGCUCCGUGAGCAUCAAUUGUGCCUCGCAGUGCGAGCUCCUGACUCAUGUGCUGCUGGGAUGGUGGUGAGACAGCUUGCUGGUAAACUUUCUUAAUAACGGUGGUAAUCCGUAGCAGUGCUGCCUGAUUGAACUUCUGCACUGUCUGUUCGGAGGAACGUGAUGUUGAGAAAAACUGGAUGUUGCUUAUUAAUGGGGUGGCACUUAAUAUUUCUGUUCUUCUUUAUCUUAAACUGUGAUCUGUAAAAAUAGAAAUUUAUAGAAAUUCAAAUAUAAGUUGCCAUGGUAACCUAUUGGGGGAUAGUGCACACACAGAUUAUUCUAGCAAGACCAUCCAGCGAUGUUAUAUAAACAGUGGAACUCAUCUGUUGACAAAAAGGUGUACUGCAUUAGGGACUUGAAAAAAUCAACUUUAAUAUAUGCAGUUUGAUAGUUAGUGACAUCUGCUAGCCAUACUUUUUAUAAAUACAAAAUGUAAUGCGUAUCGUAUGCAUGCGAUUGCUUUGAAACCUGCAAUACUUUUCUUUGUAUCUCAAGUUCAGGAAUGGAUCUGAAUAUCGUUUGUUUUCAUUUCACCAUUUCGGACUGCUCUUUAUGUGAACUGUAAGGAAGGGUGCAGUGGCACUGCUUUUGCUCCGGGCUCCCCAGAGCUGCCUCUCACAGAUUGCUCUCUGGCAGAGCAGUGCUGUGUGGAUGGAGAGGUCCCAGUAUAAGGAGCACGAGACGCAUUGGGCAGCCAAAUCCUCCUGUGUGAUGCAUUUCCGUACCCAACUCUUAUUGCACUGUGUGCGCUGUGCGUGUGACUGGUUAACAAUGGUGGGGUAUUUUGGAGUCCUCUGAUGGCUCUUGGCUCAUGAGUACAAGGGACUGUGCUUUAGUAAGGUGCAGAGAGACGUCCAAAUAGUUUGUAAGGAAGUACGAGAGAUGUGAUUAGCACUGAGUUUGACAGAGUGUCUGCGGAUGCCCGCGGGACCCGGAAUGUCAGCGCCAGUCUCAGAUACCAUAUUUCAAAUUAAUUAAGCUUUUAAGGCCUUUUAUUUUUGAAUAAUAGUUGAAAUACGAUGCUGUUUAAAGAAAUAAUUAGUGUUCAUCAUUGAUUUUUGUUAAGGAUUGUGGAUUAUUCUUGCACUUAGCACAGGAACCUAGAAACUGCACAGGGACUCGCAGUGUUCACGGCUGUCUGUCUGUCCCCAGGAGCAGCUUGUCUGUCCAUGCACAGAGCAGGGAUGGGACAGGGAUGCCUGGCUGCGUGCUGCUGGAAAAGAGAAGCUCCUGUGUGCAGCUGUACCUGCGAUGCUGCUUUUGGAGGCUGCUUGCAGUGACACUUCUGCUGGCCUCAAGCACUCACAGAGGUCGGCUGCGGGAAGGGUUGGCGAAAUGAGGGAGGCAAGCAAGGGAGAGAACCAGGUUAAUGGGUCCCCUCAAGGCUUAGAGCCUCAGAAAUCAUACGGGAGAGCAUUCUUAGUGAAGUUAACUUGCAUCUUUCUUUGGUGGCUUGUGCACAGUUUUCCAGGUAGGUGGAUACAUGCUGGGUUCCAGGGUGGUUUAUGUGGGCUGCUCAGGAUGCAAACGGCUUUUAUUUUUGGUGGAAGCAGUGCUGCUGGGAUAGUCUGACAGGCACACCAUGAAUGGAGUGGGGAGGAUACGGCAGGCUCAGAGUGUACAUUAAUAGUGAACUGCAGGGCUUAUUUGCUUUAUUAAAAAUAGAACUGGCAUUUAAUUUCUAAGUGCAAGUCUUAGAAAUUUGUAACUUACAAAGAUUUUUCUUCUAUCUGAAAAUGGUUAUAGGAAUGUACAAAGAAGCCAGUAGAGAUUACAAAGAAACUGAAUGAGUGGGCUUUCCUCUUGCCAUCUUGCUAAUCAGAGUGUGUUUAUUCUCAAGUGGGAAAAGAAUCCGUUCAUUUACAUUGGCUGCUUUUAAAGCAGCAGCACCUUUGUGCCUGGGACAAACACCGUGACGCAUCACUGCUAUGGGUAUUCGCACAUUCCGUGGCUUCACGGGUGCACGGGCUGACUAAAUCAUAUUAUAAGUACUUUUUAUUAAUUCAUUUCUGAAAUGCUGGCUGUUAAAAGUCUUAAUUGCAAGUAGUUGCUUAAGAAGUUACCCGCUCAAGGUAAGCCACUUUGAUCUGCAUUAAAUUUAGAUGGUAUCUGGUGGCACUGACAUAGCGGUGAGGUAAAAUCAGAAAGAUUUCUGCCUCCCUAACUUCUGCCUUUUUCUCUACAGCUGUUCUGCCUGCUGCUGCUACUGUUUCCAUGGAAACAAGCCAGCUCUUGGCUUCCUUUUUCCAUUGGAAACAGCCUUCUCUCUGUCACUUAUUAAUCUCAGAAAAGCAUUCUGUCAUGGCUCUGACAUGAGCGCCACAGAGCUGAUCUGCCUGAGCAUCUCAGGAAUGGAUGCUGGUCCGUAUGCACCCAUGCACGUAGCCAGAUUUAUCCUCUGACUUAAAAUAAUUCGAUUGAUGGACUUGCUCUGAAUUAGCUUUGGUAUAACUGGAAGUGGAAAUUAGCUUACCACACACAGCCCAAGAUAAUAACAGUAUUGAGAAUUAUUCUUGGCUGAGAAAUCUGGCAGACAGCAUCCCGUUCCUGUGUGCAGUUCAGACAUAAUGCCCUGCUGCUCUCUGUCACGUUUUGUUUACAGCAGUGAGGUGCUGAAACGAUACACUUUGGGAUUAGAACGUGUCUUCAUACCCAUUCAUAACCAUUCAUGUGGUGGUAGAGGAGCAGCCCACAGCUCUGGGGAAUACUGCAUAGGUUUCAGUGUUUCCUUUUGGUCAGGUGUCACGGUAUCGUGCCGUCAAGUGAUGCUGUCAGGAUAAGCAAGAAGUGAAUUUAAAAAAAAUGGUAUCUUCAUGGUCCUUCUUAUUCAAAAGGUGCCUAAUGCCAAUACCUUCUGAAGAAGAUGACAUUUUUGCUUGGCUUUUUUUGAACUCAUUUUGAAUGGUAAUGAAAAAAAAUCAAAAUUCAGUCACAUCCUUGGUUAGUGUUCCUCAUUAUCAGAACGUGAAGAUUUUUAAAGGAACUUCGUCUAGAACUUGGCCUUUUCUCCCGCAGCAGUCAUUGCUGGAAGGUGUCCUCUCCUCAGGAAGUUACCUGUCAAUCAGGGCAGAAGCAUCAGAGUGCAAGUGAGGCAUCUCUGUAUAUUUUCUUAACAUUUUGUAUCAUUUCUGGUGGAAGAGCUGCUUUGGUGCUGUUCAUUUUUGCAGAAGCUGUUGAUCUUCCUUCACUUUGGACUUGGCUCAUCUUGGGGAAGCAUAUUUCCUUCAACCAGCACGGGAGAGAAAGGGUUUGUGUUCUCUGUAUUUGGCACCUGAGGGAUUGGAAGUUCCCUUUUUGUUCUCAUUACUGAAGUCUUCUUCAGACCUUUAUGCUGGCAGCUUAUGACUUACAUAAGCUUACUGAUCCCAUGUAGGAGCUUGUGGGGGUUUCUGCAGUAUACUUUUUACCAUGAGUAAAGUAGGUAGGCCAGUAGAAAUACAGAGAGGAUAAAAUAUGGAAUAUCAAGCUGUUGCUUAUAAUUCUACAAAGGAUAUUUCUAUAGCAAUACAUCUUUAUGUCUACUCUUACUUCCCAAGAGCCCUUCUCCUGGUGCGAGGGCUGGAACAAGAGGAUAUUUCUUGCAUCAAAACCAAUUUGAACUGGUGAACUCAAUAUGCAACUGCAGAAAUGUGUAUGAACAUACUGAUGUAAAGUUAGCAUUAUCAGUGUGAUAAAAGAGACCAUAAGAUGGAGUGGUGGUCUGGUAUGUUCACUGCCCUAUCGUGACAUACUCAUGGACAUAUUGCUGUAACUGAGUGAUAAGGUUGUCAAAAAAACACCUAGAUGUAGCUAUAGAGGGAAAAAAAAAAAAGUGAUUUCACAUUCUUUUUAGUCCUACAAAUGUGUUUAAUUAACAUCAUUGUUAGUACUUUAUAAUGACUACAGCAUUUUUGAAGGAAAGACUCCCAUCUGUUAAUCAGAAGUGUUAAAAAUAGAAUGCCAUCUAAUCAUACAAUUUCUUGUGAUUUGCUUUACAGAUUUUUUGACUGAAGUGGUGACAUGAAACUUAAAAACCAAAUUAUCCAAUUACAUAUUAUAACUGUAUUUUAUCCCUUGCCUUUAAGUUGUCUGAGAAUUUUGAGAUGCUGCUGUGUUUUUGAUCUUUAUACUAGUAGGUUAAUUAUUGCAGGGGUGUAAUAAUUCAGUCCUUUCUUACUACAGGCAUGUAGAUCCUUAGUAUUUCUAGGUGAAUCUGGGGUAUCAGGUCUUUGAUAUGCUCCAGAAAAAACUGUAAAUAGAGAACAGUCUGUUAUCUUGGUUCACAAGUAUGUACUGGAUAUAAAACACAGUAUUGUUUAUUUCUGAGAUAAGUAUAGUUUCUUAAAUUUUUACAUUGCAGCAUACAAACCUGUAUUUUUAAGCGUGCCUUCUCUCUAAAGAAGGCAGAACAUCUCUUGGAGCUUGUUGCUGGUUUUGAUAAUGGGUUGAGUACCAGCUGCAUAGCAGUAAUCUUCUUCUUAAAUAUUUAAUCCUUAUCCUAAGAGAGAGAAUUCUUGAGGAACGACUACCUCCAGACUAAAAUGCUUUGUUUGGUAAAAGCAGAAGGUGACUGUCAUGAUAGGGGAAUUUAAAGCAACAGAAAUCAUACACAGAGAUGCAGUUUUAAUGGCUGAGAAAACUCUCAGUGAAUCAUUUUGGAGAACACAAAGUUUAGUAUGAUGACGCAGAGGGCUACAGAAUGGUGCUGUGAAAUGCUGCAUCAUGUGGUUGCAAAAAUAAGGACUGUGAGCUGCAGUCCUGAUGAUUUUACCUGGGAACACUGCUGGUGCCCAUCCCUGUGCAGGGCUGGAGUGGUCAGCUGUCACAGCUGGCAUCCUGCUGCUGAUGGUGCUCCUAAGUGGGAGCAAGAGUAAUGUCUCAAGUUGUAUUUUGGUUGGCUUGCUUAAAUUCUCAGUACAUAAAUGUUCACAAAAUACUUUUAUAUGCUGUCUACUGUGAGAUGCUAUCUACUGUGAGAUACUGUGAGAUAUCUACUGCCUAUUGGUAUUUAACAGCCUGUGCAACUGCAGGUAUAUACUUCAAAGUAGUGGUAGAAAUUCUUGUGGGAUCAUAUAAAGGAUGUUUUAAAGUAUGCAAACACACUGCUAUGAAAUUUCUUUAUUUUUUAGACAAUACCACGGAAGACAUCCUUGUCUGUCCUUAUUGGUAAACAGGCGUUAAAAAAUUCAUGGUCAUUUUCAAGUGAGUGGUCUGUUUUAUCUUGGUCAUUGGCACCUUGUAAUCCUAUGCUCAUAUGAACCAUAAUUAUUCAUCAUAAUUGGUUUCAGAAUUAUUUUAAUUUGUACAGAAUUAUGAUGGUUAAG
Messenger RNA from Phasianus colchicus (ring-necked pheasant), 8134 nucleotides. Lineage: Eukaryota; Metazoa; Chordata; Aves; Galliformes; Phasianidae. The record is from RefSeq and is a predicted model, not a curated record.